AUGGCUACCGAUCAAGAAGUGGCCACUGCGCUCAAGGUGCAGGGCAACAAGGCCUUUGCUCAGCAUGACUGGCCUGUCGCAGUCGACUUUUAUAACCAGGCUAUUGCCAAAUUUGAUAAAGACCCAUCUUUCUUCAGCAACCGGGCCCAGGCUCAAAUUAAGCUCGAGGCCUUUGGCUUUGCUAUCGCCGACGCCACCAAGGCAAUCGAAUUGGAUCCUAACUAUGUGAAGGCCUACUGGAGACGUGCCCUCGCCAAUACCGCCAUUCUAAGCUACAAGGAGGCCUUGAAGGACUUCAAGGCCGUGGUUAGACGCGAACCGAACAACCAGAAUGCCAAGUUGAAGGCUGCCGAGUGUGAGAAGCUCGUGCGCCGCAGAGAGUUCGAGCGGGCCAUUGAGAUCGCAGACCCGCCUUCUGCUUUUGCGGAUUUGGACAUCGGUGCUAUCAAUGUCGAGGAGGAUUACGAUGGUGUGCGCCUUGGCGAGGAAAUGUCGCAGGAAUUUAUCGAUGAUAUGAUUGAGCGCUUUAAGGAUGGAAAGAAAAUCCAUCGCAAAUAUGUCUUCCAGAUUAUCAAGGCUGUCAAGGAUCUGGUAUACAACGAGCCUACUAUGGUGGAAAUUGGUGUGGAGUCGGGCAAGAAGCUGACAGUCUGCGGUGAUACGCACGGCCAAUACUUCGAUUUGCUCGAGAUCUUCCGACUAAACGGUGCCCCCUCCGAUACUCACGCCUACCUCUUCAACGGUGACUUUGUUGACCGUGGCUCCUGGUCCUGCGAAAUCGCACUGCUGCUAUACGCAUACAAGUGGUUGCGUCCUAACGGUCUUUUCCUUAACCGUGGAAACCACGAGACGGACGAUAUGAAUAAGGUAUACGGCUUCGAAGGCGAGUGCAAGGCUAAAUAUAACGAGCGGGUCUUCAAGGUGUUCUCCGAGUCUUUCUCGGCUCUGCCACUGGCCACCUUGAUUGGCGACAAGUACCUUGUCCUGCACGGUGGUCUCUUCUCCGAUGACAAGAUCAAGUUGGAUGAUAUCCGCAAGCUCAACCGCCACAACCAACGGCAGCCCGGCCAAGCCGGCCUGAUGAUGGAGAUGCUCUGGACAGACCCGCAGACCGAGGUUGGUCGCGGCCCCAGCAAGCGUGGUGUCGGUCUCCAAUUUGGCCCUGAUGUGACCAAGCGCUUCUGCGAAAACAACGGCCUGGAGGCUAUCAUUCGCUCCCACGAGGUGCGGAUGGGCGGUUACGAGGUUGAACACGAUGGUCGUUGCAUCACCGUCUUUUCCGCUCCUAAGUACUGCGAUGCGACUGAAAAUAAGGGUGCCUACAUCAACAUCGGACCCGAACUCAAGCUUGCAUAUGAAGUCUUCGAGGCAGUGCCACACCCUGAUAUCAAGCCGAUGACUGGCGCUAUCGAUGACCUUCACCGCACUGUUGUAGGUGUCAAUGACAACGAGAAGGCAAAUGAAGGCAAGAGCAUUAUUGCCAACUUGGCCAAGUUGAAGUAUGAGCUUCAGCAUAACCGACAACUGACUCCCCUGGAUGACGACGGACACCCCGAUAUUGCCUCGUAUAACAAGGAACUCGAGGAGCGCGGAAACCCUCACUGGCACGAUGUGGCGUGGCUGUAUUCAGAGUGCUACCUCUAUCGCCGCAUGGAAGCCCUCUUUGCGCUGUCCAAGCAUUGGAAGGGCUAUGACGUUUUCGCCCGCCAGAAGAUGGAUACAUUUAAGUCGUCCCGUCCCGCCGUACUAGAACUCGCUGCGAGAUACCGUGAAUUAGCGAUAGAGGCAGAGUCAGGAAAAGCAAGAGAAAACAAGUCGGCAGAGGAGAUCGAGCAGGCAGAGAAACUUCUCUUCUCGGAGAUGUGCGAGAUCUGCUUAUGGGGUAAUGCCACCGAUCUGUCCCUUCUGACAUCUCUUACGUAUGAGGAUAUCCAGAAACUACAGGGCUCUGAGGCGCGCAAAGCAUCGCAGAAGAAUAUCAUUGUCAACGACCUCGAUGCUGCUUUCGAAGCAAUGCAAAAGGCGCGGGGAGAAAAGAAGGAUGGCGAGCGUCGCGUCGACAUCGUCCUAGACAACUCCGGAUUUGAGUUAUUCGUUGACCUAAUCCUCGCUGGAUACUUGCUGUCCGCCGGGCUGGCGACCAGCGUCGUGCUCCACCCCAAGCGCAUGCCGUGGUUCGUGUCAGAUGUCACACCGAAGGAUUUCUCCGAUCUGCUCAACAGUAUGGUCGACCCCCAGGCCUUUUACACAGCAGCCGAUGACUCGGGCAAGACAUUCCCUCCUCUUUCCGAGAAUGAAGUCUCCAACGUGCAAUUCCUCUUGGAGCAGUGGAGCCAGUUCCACCAGGAUGGCAAGCUGAUCCUGCGCCCUCACGCUUUCUGGACCACCCCGGGCGGUUACUGGCGCAUGCCAUCUGUGGCACCGGAGUUGUUCGAAGAUUUGAAGGAGAGCGAGCUUGUUCUGUUUAAGGGCGACUUAAACUAUCGGAAGUUGGUCAAUGAUGCCCAAUGGGAUCCCACCACUCCUUUCACAGAAGCCAUUGGCCCGCUUGGCCCCAAGUCCGGGAUCCGUGUUCUAGCCUUCCGUACCUGCAAGGCUGAUCCUGUUGUUGGUCUCCCGGCUGGCGAGGACGAGAAGCUCCGUGCACUGCCUGGAGGCGGCGGCUCUGAGUCUCGCAAGUGGGCCUGGGGCGGGAAAUGGGCUGUCGUGUCGCUUUCUGACGGCAAGGCCUGA
Molecule: messenger RNA, 2733 nt
Organism: Penicillium expansum
Lineage: Eukaryota; Fungi; Ascomycota; Eurotiomycetes; Eurotiales; Aspergillaceae
Gene: ppt1
Product: protein serine/threonine phosphatase PPT1
Exons: 8
Coding region: 1-2733 (910 amino acids)
Cellular component (GO): cytosol; nucleus
Molecular function (GO): protein serine/threonine phosphatase activity; protein binding
Source: RefSeq, a predicted model, not a curated record